Molecule: messenger RNA, 2609 nt
Organism: Alternaria alternata
Lineage: Eukaryota; Fungi; Ascomycota; Dothideomycetes; Pleosporales; Pleosporaceae
Product: Pkinase-domain-containing protein
Exons: 8
Coding region: 211-2517 (768 amino acids)
Biological process (GO): protein phosphorylation; regulation of G2/M transition of mitotic cell cycle; carbohydrate metabolic process
Cellular component (GO): cyclin-dependent protein kinase holoenzyme complex; nucleus; cytoplasm
Molecular function (GO): ATP binding; cyclin-dependent protein serine/threonine kinase activity; cyclin binding
Source: RefSeq, a predicted model, not a curated record
CCCUCGUUCCCUGAUCCCCGCCGCACCUUCGUCCUUACCCGCACUUACUAACCACAGGUACACUUGAGCUUGCUAGAGAGGCAUCCGACCAUCUUCGCCUCCACUCGCUAUCUUUUGAUCUCGCUGCGAAACAGCGCCCCUGCGAUCUAGCUAAACACGCUUGACCGCCUGUCUCUCGUCUGAAGCAUUCGCAGUCCAUAACCGCUUACAAUGGAGAACUACCAGAAGCUGGAAAAGGUCGGAGAGGGAACUUACGGAGUUGUCUACAAGGCGCGCGACCUCACCACCAAAGACCAACGCAUCGUCGCUCUCAAGAAGAUCCGUCUCGAAGCCGAAGAUGAAGGCGUCCCGUCAACCGCCAUCCGUGAGAUCUCCCUUCUCAAGGAGAUGAACGACCCGAACAUUGUCCGCCUCCUCAACAUCGUACACGCCGACGGACACAAGCUAUACCUCGUCUUUGAGUUCCUUGAUCUGGAUCUGAAGAAGUACAUGGAAGCGCUACCAGUGAGCCAGGGUGGACGAGGCAAGGCGCUGCCAGAGGGCUCUGGUCUGGCGGGUCAGGCUCUGAGCAUGGACGACAAGAUGGUGAAGAAGUUCAUGAUGCAGCUGUGUCAGGGUGUGCGGUAUUGCCAUGCUCAUCGCGUGCUGCAUCGCGAUCUUAAGCCCCAGAACUUGCUCAUCGACAAGGACUGUAAUCUCAAAUUGGCUGAUUUCGGUCUGGCUCGCGCAUUCGGUGUCCCGCUGCGAACAUACACACACGAGGUCGUCACGCUAUGGUACCGCUCUCCAGAGAUUCUGCUCGGUGGUCGUCAAUACUCUACUGGUGUUGACAUGUGGUCUGUGGGAUGCAUCUUCGCUGAGAUGUGCACGCGCAAGCCCUUGUUCCCUGGUGAUUCGGAGAUCGACGAGAUCUUCAAGAUCUUCCGUAUCCUCGGCACCCCCAACGAACAAGACUGGCCCGGCGUUACCUCGUUCCCCGAUUUCAAGCCCUCGUUCCCCAAGUGGGGUCGGACGGACGUCGCGAACAUUGUCACCAACCUCGACGAAGUUGGUCUUGACCUCCUCGAUGCACUGCUCGUAUACGACCCCGCUGGUCGCAUUUCAGCAAAGCAGACGGCUGUCCCAAGGGGACGCUACGACUGUUACGCAUUUGGUGGCUGCAUGAUUGGGCUGUACCCCAUCGGACAGCAAGCGGCGUUCCGGUCAGGAUAUGUUACAAAGUGCAUACAUGCAAUACUACAUACAACCACACCAAGCUGCUUCAAUUUUUGCAUAGUCAUAAUGACUUCUGCCACCCCGAAAUUGCUUCCCGUAUCUACAGGCCCACGGCUUAUCGUUUACCACCAGACUUACCACGACUCCAACGACAACUACCACUCGCUGCUUCCGCUGCUCACCAACAACACCGGUAUUACGCAUGUGAUUAUUGCGGCUAUCCACCUCAACGACGGCGUGGGAAACAUAACGCUGAACGACCACCGCCCUGAUGACAAGAGGUACGACCAGCUAUGGGGCGAAGUGAAUUGGCUACAAGGUAGCGGGGUCAAGGUGCUGGGUAUGCUGGGAGGAGCAGCAAAGGGCAGCUUCGAGAAGCUUAGUGGAGAGGAAGAGAAUUUCGAAGCAUACUACUCGCCCCUCCGCGACCUGAUACGCCGUUACUCCCUCUCAGGCCUUGACCUCGACGUCGAAGAAGAAACCACCUUAUCCACCAUCACGCGCCUUAUAUCCCGCCUGCGCACCGACUUCGGUCCCGAGUUCGUCAUAACUCUAGCUCCCGUGGCCACGGCCCUUAUUCCCGACCCCAACGUCCCCGCGCACCUUCGCCCUCCCCGCCCCAUGCUCGCAUCGGGACCGAGCCCCAAUCCUCUACACCCCACUUUACCGCACCUUAGCGGGUUCAGCUAUCCAGAGCUGGAGUGCAGUGUUUUUGGUAAAGAGAUCAGUUGGUAUAACACACAGUUUUAUUGUGGCUGGGGCGAUGCAGGAAGGACAGAGUGGUACGAUGCAAUCGUAGCGGCGGGCUGGAAGCCAGAAAAGGUGGUUCUGGGUGUUGUCACAAAUCCUGGGAAUGGGGCUGGACACGUGAAUAUACAGAAACUAGCAGAUAAUUGCAAGAAGUUACGGCAAAAGUACGGGAAUACUGGCAAAGGCUUUGGGGGUGUAAUGGGAUGGGAGUACUUUAAUGCUGGAGAUUGCGAGGAAGAUCUUGUUCACGUUUCGAGUCUGGAACUGGAUAACGAUACCGUGCAGGCUGGAUGGGUCAAGGCGCUGGGCAGGGUGUUGCGCACAGAAGAAGAAAACAACACAGGGCAAAGACCAUUGCAAGGUGUCACAGCUGAUCAGAUCCGCAGCAUGGUGAGUAACCUUCCUACUGCCAGAGCAGCUUGGCCAGACGAAGAGAUAGGCAAAUUGGUGGUGUUGGGGUUCUCGCGUCAAGAGGCUAUUGCAGCAUUGAAUGCUACAGAUGGAAACACAGAGAUGGCAGCGGGGUUCUUGUUUGAACAUUACCCGAGUUAGUUGGUGAAGGGAACAUAGGAUUCGUGUUGGGGGUAUAGUGCAUAGAUACAUGGAGAUGUUGUAAUGAAUGAUGGUUUUGGUGGUGCGAUGUG